CCAUCGCACAACUGUCUAUGGUGUACCGAAUCUUAACCAGGCCAAAAAAGAAAUUUAAGCCCUUGCUAGGACUUUCCCACGCCGCCAUGCGUCAGCCGCGAAUCGAACGCGGGGCCCAUCGAUGGCAACGAUGGAUUUUACCACUAAACCACUGACGCUUGCGUUAUUGACAGUGACAUAUGUGGAUAGUGGGACUUGUCUAGACCCAUCCGCAAGGUCAACAGCCCUGCCGAAUUGCGGGUGGAGACCGCGGUGGAGUUGUGGGCACCGGUGGACGGAGCAAACGCCGAACCAGCCCGAUUCGACCCACCUUUCGGCGGCCCACCAUGACAGGUCCGACUUCAAGUUCACCACGACCGGCGUUAUCCAGGAGGCCAUUAUAUGCCGAUUCCGAGAGAAGCUCAUCCACGUCACUUGGAGCCUGUGCCAUGGCCACGGGAAGCCUGGAAUACGCAAUGAAGACACGGCGAUGCAUCUUGCGUCGCCCCUACAGCAGACCGGCUCUUCAGGCGCCGAGACUUUUGGCCGUUCGCCCCCUGAUCACCACAUCGAUGCAUCUACGAUCGGCACCUUUGACUCUCCAUUGAAACUCAGCUAUUGUCCAUGACCAGUGCUCUCAGUUCUAGACUUUUCCAAGCUGUACUACCUUGGUUUCUUUGUGCUUCGUUUACCGCCGGCACAACCUACUACGCUACCGUCCGUCCACAGUCCACUGUCUACACCGCUGAGUCUAGCUGAGAGUGUAUCAUUGAUAGGAUUGCCGGCUAUGGCGAGCUCAGCCCAGCGCUCUGGUGGUACCGUCAGUACAUACAAAGGCUUGCUCUGAACAAACGCCCACCAUUCC
Canariomyces notabilis is the source of this 844-nucleotide messenger RNA. RefSeq lists its product as uncharacterized. NCBI's taxonomy places the organism in Eukaryota, Fungi, Ascomycota, Sordariomycetes, Sordariales, Chaetomiaceae. Bases 122 to 607 code for a protein of 161 amino acids. The record is from RefSeq and is a predicted model, not a curated record. The transcript has 2 exons.